This is a messenger RNA of Sorghum bicolor (sorghum), 1187 nucleotides long. Its product is annotated as protein PGR. The transcript is spliced from 4 exons. Gene Ontology annotation, cellular component: membrane. NCBI's taxonomy places the organism in Eukaryota, Viridiplantae, Streptophyta, Magnoliopsida, Poales, Poaceae. The record is from RefSeq and is a predicted model, not a curated record. Bases 147 to 1031 code for a protein of 294 amino acids.
GUGAAAACGCCGAACGGACAGCAGAGUGAGCUGAACUCCGGCUUCGCACCCAAACUCCCCUACAAACUCGCUCCACCGGCGGCUCCGGCUGCGAACCGCGGCUGACUGCUGCUGACCCCAAGCGGUACCGGCGCGCUCGUCCCGCCAUGGCUAUCCCCACCGCCUUCGCCUCCCCCCUCGCGGUCCGGUCGGCCGUCGGCGCGGCUCUGGCGGCCGUCAUCGCCGCGCGCGCGGUCCGCCGCCGCUCCCUGGACGCCUCGGGCGGGGCCGCCGGCUUCGUCGUCAUGGCGGUCCACAUCGCCUGCGGCUACAGGUACGGGGCGCUGCUGCUGGCCUUCUUCUUCUCCUCAUCCAAGGUAACCAAGAUCGGGGAGGACCGGAAGCGCCGCGUCGAAGAGGAUUUCAAGGAGGGCGGGCAGCGCAACUGGAUCCAAGUUCUAGCAAAUAGCACAAUUGCCACUGUACUGGUUGUGAUAUUUGCACUAUUGACUGGAGGGCAAGAUCAGUGUUUGGACUCAAAUGGUUCAAAGCUUAUAACUGGUAUUAUAGGUGGUAUCAUUGGCCACUACUGUUGCUGCAAUGGAGAUACUUGGUCAUCUGAAAUCGGUGUGCUUAGUAAUGAACAACCAAGGCUUAUUACAACCCUUAAGCCUGUCAGGAAGGGUACAAAUGGUGGAGUGACCUUACAAGGACUUCUUGCUGCCACAGGAGGAGGCCUUAUCAUUGGUCUCACUUUCGUCGUUGUUGGACUUUUGACUGCUGAAUGUUCGUCUGAUAUGGCCCUCUUGCAGCUCCUAGUACUACCCAUCUCUGCUGCAGCUGGUUUGCUUGGGAGUCUAAUUGAUUCAUUGCUGGGAGCUACACUUCAAUUUAGUGGGUACUGCAGUGUUCGGAAGAAGGUGGUCAGCAAAAGGGGUCCCACGGUUACAAAGAUUUCCGGGAUGACUAUCCUGGAUAACGAUGCUGUUAAUGCAGUGUCUGUUCUGCUAACAACUGUGCUUACAGCUUAUGUGUGCAUUUACAUCUUUUAGAAACUAUAUGUGAAAUUUUCUCACUUCAUUCUAUUUGUGAAACUAUAUGGAAAUGGAACGGUCUGCAACUUCUCUGUAUUGAUAGAAUUUAUAUUAUGGUACAGAAAGGCUGAUUCACCUCCACUUUGAUACUAAUAGUUCACUGCAAACUUUUUA